AUGACCAGCUCAAGCGUCAACCCUGAAGCCCUGCUCGCAGGAUUCGAAAAUGCGGGAGGAUGGUACGACAAAGAGCUCUUCUCCCUGGCGGAGAUUCCCGAGAUGGGCAUCGGCGCAGCGGAUGAUCCACUCUUCAGGAUACCACCCUCCGUCAUACUGUCACCCAUCACCUCAACUCUCAAAGACGAGCUCAAGCCGGAGGAAUGGGAAAGUCUGAACAGCUGGGCCCGGCUCAUCCUCGUUAUGAUGUGGGAGACUGCGCGCGGAGCAGAGAGCCCUUGGUCUUGCAUGCCUACGAGCUUUGACACUCCCAUGUUCUGGCCAGAGUCGGAUCAACAAUAUCUAGCUGGAACGGACAUUGAGCACCGGAUCGGACGUGCCGAAGCCGAAGAGUUAUAUAAAGACGUUCUCUCGCCGCUCAUCGAGGCUCGACCGGACGUGUUUAGUCAGGCGGAAAGCUUUUAUACUGUCGACGCGUUCCACGUCCAGGGAUCCCGGAUUCUCUCCCGCUCGUUCAACCUCCCAGACCCUGACGAUGAGGACGAAGAGGAAGAGAUUGUCGCUAUGAUACCCAUGGCGGACACACUCAACGCUGCUAGUGGAUGUAACAACGCACGACUGUUCGACGAGGACGCGGAUCACACGAUGAUGAGCAUCAAGCCUAUCCCUGCCGGUGCACAGAUCUACAACACAUACUCUGAGCUACCAAACUCUGAGCUGCUCCGCAAGUACGGCUACGUCUCUUUGCACCAGCUCGACUCGGAUACCACCGCCACCCUCGCCAAGCACGACCUGCUCCUCGACUGGCUGAUGGGCAAUCCAUCUGACGAGGUCCACAUAGACGGUGAUCGGAUACUUCAUUUUGCGGGACUCAUGCGGGAAGGACUGGAUAUGACGGAUCGGAUAGACUGGUGGCUUGACGAGGGGCAAGAUGACUCCUUCAGUGUGACCACGGAAGGCGUGGAAGAGGCUUACCAUGCCUUCGCUCGCUUGCUCCUCAGCGAUACACACUGGCAGAAGGCGAAGAAGCGCGGGAAGCUACCGGAAGCUCACUCGGACCCUGAGACGGUGUCGCUCUUGCGGCAAGUCAUUGACGAUCGGCUGUCUCGAUAUCCCGCUUCCUUGGCAGAUGAUGUUACCGCGGUCAAGCAAAGUCCACCGCCGAGCGUCAAAGCUGCUCUGGCUGUGAGGAUAGGAGAACAGCGGGCCCUUCUCGCUACCAAAGCGGAAUGUCAGGUCGAGGAGGUAGCUCAGGUGGAACCGGUCAAAAAGAAGGUGAAACGUUCAUGA
Molecule: messenger RNA, 1290 nt
Organism: Dioszegia hungarica
Lineage: Eukaryota; Fungi; Basidiomycota; Tremellomycetes; Tremellales; Bulleribasidiaceae
Product: nucleus protein
Exons: 8
Coding region: 1-1290 (429 amino acids)
Biological process (GO): peptidyl-lysine monomethylation
Cellular component (GO): nucleus
Molecular function (GO): protein-lysine N-methyltransferase activity
Source: RefSeq, a predicted model, not a curated record